AUGACGGCUGCGGCUGUCACGACUGCUGGGCCGCCCCGCUCCCCUCACCCUCGGAGUCCCUCAGCGCUCGCCGACGAAUGUGCUGAGCCGGGGCUGAGAGGCAGAAUGGAAGGUUUCGUUCGGCUGCUCUUCGGUUACUUGGUGGCGGACUUGCUUACGCUGGUUUGUCGGGCUCAGGAGAAAGCCGGCCAGCAGCUGGGGAGCUUCGUGGUGCUCUCGGGAGGAAACCGCUCCAGCCUUGGGGAACAGCUCGACCCCUCCGAGCCGCCUCCCACCCCGGACUUCUGCAGGGGCUACUUCGAUGUAAUGGGGCAGUGGGACCCUCCCUUUAACUGCAGCUCGGGGGAGUUCAUCUUCUGCUGCGGCACUUGUGGCUUCAGAUUUUGCUGCAAGUUCAAGAAGACGAGGCUGGAUCAAAGCACCUGCACGAACUACGAGACGCCGCUGUGGAUGAACACUGGGAAGCCUCCUUCCCGCAUAGAUGACCCUCUGCACGACCCCACCAGGGAUAAAACCAACCUCAUCGUCUACAUUAUCUGUGGGGUUGUGGCAGUCAUGGUGCUGGUGGGAAUCUUCACCAAACUAGGGCUGGAAAAGGCGCACAGACCUCAGCGGGAGCACAUGUCCAGGGCUCUUGCUGAUGUGAUGCGACCACAAGGUCCUUGUACAACAGAUCACAUGGAAAGAGAUCUCAACAUUGUAGUACACGUGCAACAUUAUGAAAACAUGGAGACAAGACCUCCUCCAAAUAAUUUACGUAAGUUGCAUUAUAACUACAUUAAUAUCUGGAAUGCUUGCACUAAAAUGAUUAUUAUGAAGUGAAAUUGGUGGAUGUCAAAUGUGAAUAUGCAGUACACAGGUUCUGGCAAAUUAGAAAUAGUUUAUCUCAGAAUUAGAAAUACCUAGAUUUCCUGGUGCAAAAAGUGCAAGAUUUAACAAGAUGUAUCAUAGAUCUGAAACACCCAAAAAGAAAGUGGGGUAUCACCUAGUGGUCAUCUCGUUAUCAUUGCCACUAGUAAAAUAGUUAAAUACAUUCCUGAAGAGCAUAUAGUUGCAUGUAGUUUUCAACUUCCUCAUUUUUUCCCUCUAAUGGAAAUUUGUGAGGAAAACUAUUAAGUUUUAAAUAAUACUUUUGUAUUUGCUAUUAUUUAUUUGUUGAAGAUAAAGUAAAACUACACCUUGGAGCUCCAGAGGAAAUACGGUGACAUUUCAAGGGCUUCUGGAAUCCUAAGCACUUUCUUUCUGAGAAUUCUAUUGUACAGAUGCAGAUCUUUGUCGUGCUUUGAAGUGUUCCAUUAUGAACAGUUUGACUAUAAUUUUAAUUUGCAUAUGUUUAUGUAUAUCGUAUCCUUCUAUAUUUUAUAUACAUACAGAUACACUGAAGUUACAGAUUACACGUUUACAAUUUCAAGUUCAGCUAAAGAGGAUCAUUCAGGAAGGAAUGGGUCAUUAGACAGCAAAUGGCUUUAUUCUGUGCUGUAGAGCAGUGUAGUGGAGCAUUCUGUUGCAUGUAUACUUUUUCCUGCACUGGUAUUUGGGUUCUGAAGCAUUUAAACUAUAGUCUUACAUUUUUCCUUAUCUUUCUAUAAAUGGAGAAAGCAGAAAAUUUGCUUAUAUUUGGACAAAGAAUUAGUUUUGUUCAGAGCAGACAGUGCUGCUAUUGUCAGAUUUUAUUGCUCCCUUCUUUUUGGGUGAACAUCGUAAGAACAGGGAGAGAAAGAGAAGAUUCAUGUGCUAGGUGCACUCCUGGUAUUUGUUUUGUGGUAAAGGCUGAUGGUAAUUUCUUAUGCACAUGGUUACAGGACAGCAGGAGAGAAUUAAAGCUGUGACCUCUAACAAGGAUUCCAUAUAUAGUGAAGUCUGACAUCUAAUCUGUCUGCACUACUCAGCAGCAAAGUACUUCCUGGGCAUGUGCAGCUCUACACUCCUGAAGGGGAAAUACAUGCAUACCACAGCAUUACACCUCUUAAUUGCAUAAAAGCACAGUUUCUUAUGAGGAACUUACGCUUCUCUCCCCAUCAGAGGUGCUCUAACUGCUUUUUGCUCCUGUGGUUUGAGGAGGAUAUGCUCUCUUCCUCUCUCUUUGCUCUGUGUAUUGGUUCUUUGCCAAUCUCUUCUGAUCCUUCCUGUGACUGUGCUUUCAAGCAGGAAGAUGCCAAAUGCUAAUGAAGUCAGGUUACAACCCUUUGUUUUCUGUCAUAUAUGAAAUGUAUGUUCAGAAUCUCAGUUAAUGAAGAGAGCCAGAAAGUAAAUAGAUUCCUACUGUAUUGAUUGCAUCUGAAACUUCAUAAUCUUCAUACUGAGGUUUUGCUUAAAACUUUCUAUACUGCAAUAUAUGACGUACUACAGCGAGUCUUAAAAAAUCUUUAAAUUACUUACAUUUUUAAUUAAGAUUUAAGCCUUUGUUCUAUAAACUCUUGAACAUGUGUCGUUCCACUAAGAUGGAUGUAAUUACAACACCAAAGAAGCAAAGAAGAUAAGUGUAAUGGUACCAUAGGACCUUGACUUAUGGCACCAGUCAUCCAUACCAUAUCGAUCUCAGAAUGCAUCCCUGUAACACACGUUUCAUAUGAAGCUCUUGCUUCACUGCAGUUUACCACUUAGAAUCCCUACUGGUAUGUUGGAGCCAUCUUAACACUCCUAGGUGAUGAAAAGGAGCCAGUCUUAGGACUGCUUCAGGUGCCGUUCAGGCAUUCCUGCUAUGAAUGGAAACCUUGGAGAAAAAAAAAAAAGCAGCAAAGAUGGUAGCUGUUUCAGUCUUUAGUCAAAUUUAUGGAUUAAGUCAGUCAAUUUUUUUGCAUUCUUUAAUAUUGCAUACAUUUGCUUUGUAGCUUUGGUUUUUUUUGCCACUAUAUUGCCCGAUAAAUUCAUCAAAAACAUGACUUAAAGACCUUGUUGAAUUGGUCUGUACAUCAAAUGUGAUUAAAGUGUGUUGAGUGCACGUGCAUCACAGAGCUGGAAAAGGCUUUAGAAAGAAGAAUUAUUUAGAAAAAUUUCCUAAGCCCAGCAUCUUAGCAAUAUGAAAUUUUACUGAGUUCUGAGACACUGUAAGAAUGCAGAUAUUACUUAGAGAAACUUUCUCAGUUCAGCAUUACCUACUUCUAGUGCUGGAAGAGUGACUUCUUGGGGUAUUUUUAGAAGUAAAUUAGCAAAGCUCAAGUACAGCUUUCACUGAACUUCUAUUCCAGAUCUUUACUUACACAGAGAAAAUGAAGUACUACAAACUUACAGCAUCAGAUACUUUGAUAUAUUUUAAGUUCUCUUUGCUAAGUUACCACUUUCUACCUACUAGCUAUCUCCAAAUGAAACAUAAAAGUUUGAUACUAACGUACUUUUCACAUUGGCCUGUAGAUAUGAAGAGGGCAGGAGUAAUCUCUUAGGCAGUAUGUACCAUUUCCAUAUUGCAUCUUUCACAAUAUUGAAGACAAAUGCUGAAGGCCCAACAUUAUUAAAGUGUUCUAAUUUGAAAGUUCAUUUUCUCUACUGCCCUCCUGAAAAAACAUCUUGCUGGUGCUGCCAGCCCACUCUGGAGAUGUCUCUUCACCCCCUGCAAAGGGAUGCUAUGUCAAAAUGACAAACUUUGCUUGAUCUCUGACACUGAAAAUGAGUGCGUUUUUGUCUUUGGACUGUUUGUCACCAGAGAACAAAAGUUUAUAAGCACAGCUAUUUGCCAAAAGCAAUAGUGCAAUGGAAGGCUGAAGUAGAAUUUAUUUUCAGCACCUUGCAGUCUAAGCAAGUACAGUUUGAGUUUCCUGUCCUUUUUUUUUCCUGGAACUCAGAAAAGCCAUACUGGGCAUCCUGGAAAAACAGACUUUCUUUUCUGUGCCCAGGUAAAUCCAGACAACCUCAACAUUUACUAGUGAAGGCUGUUUUAUCCUUAGUGGUUGUUAGUUGCCAGAAUUUUCUCUGGAAAAUGUACUUUAUUUAAGAUUACUUUUCCUUUUUUUUUUUUUAAACACCAUUUGAACACCUUAGAAUGGAACAGUGCUUUGUAAACAAGCAGCAGUUAUCUACCUAGAAUUACCACAUAUUAAAACAAUUAAAAAAAAAGUAUGUGAGUUAUAUUAAAAACAAAACCAAAAGCAAAUAUUUCUACAGAAUUUGAAAUCGGUUUUGUUCAUCUCUAUUUAACUUUCACAAAUCUUAACAGAGCAACAGCAUUCAAGAUUGUUUUUUCCUACUUACUGUGUUAUAAGUCAGCAAUUUAUUAAACUUGGGAUUAUAACACCAGUGCAUCAGGAUUUAGGAGCCUUUCUAGCUACAUGCUUAUUUCUGGAAGAUGAUUGCUGGUACUAUUUCUGAUUCAUAUUUUAUGAUGGCAGAAAGAAAGACUUAUGUUAGAGCUGUCCACGAUCACUUUUCCUAAUGAUCAGUAAAAGCUCACUUACUGCCACCUUGCACUAAGAUAUUUAAAGCAUUCAUGCAGAAUCCAGAGAUUGAGCUGACUUUAAAGGGAAGUCAGUUCGAGACUAAGGUGGAAUUUUCAAGGUGAAAUGCUAGCUUUUAGUCAGCCUGACAUAUAUGUGUUAAAUUCAAAAUGAAGAAAUAACCCAAAAUGUUGCUCUAUAUCAAAAUAGCCCAUUUUAAUACAAGCCAAGGAUGUGCAGCACACAUGAUUAAAACAACUUUUCCUCGUCUGAAAUAUAUGCAAGGGAAUACUGUGUCUGCUGCUGUAUUUGGUUGUCAGUUGUUCUGGAUGCUUGCUCAUUGCAAAUGCUAAUGCUGAAAACAAAGCUAAGAUGUUUCUAUAACUGAUGCCUGAUGAUAAGGUAAUUUUAUUCCAUUUUUUAUUUCUUUGUUUGCACUGGACAGUUAGAAUAUAAAGAGGAGAGUAUUUUCCAAAGCUCUCACAUAUUGGAAUAAACAUUUUGUAUUGUGUGUUCCUGUAUCUCCCAUGGCUAUAAUAUGAAGCUCAGCCCCUGUUUUCCUGUGGAACAGUCACUGAUUUGACACUGUGAAAAAGCAGUCAGAACUUGCAAGAGUAUUUUUUGCAGUCUUUUUCAUCCUUUGAAAAAUAUACUUUUCUUGUUGUUUAAUGCAGAGCUCUUCAGCAAACUAAUUAACAUAAAAAUUUAAACAUAAUCUGAUAUAGACAAGUUUAUGGUUCACUACUGCAUUGUCUAGGCAUAAUUCCUGCUUUUGCUUCCUGGAAAUAAGCAUCCAGGCUUACUGAGAAACUGGUGAACUGCUACCUUUGAAAUGCAAAGCUUUUGGAGUACAUAAAACACAAACUAAUUUACUUACUUGCCUAGUUAUGAAGAAGUAGACAAUGUGCAGGUAUUACAUAAUAACAGACUUCUGUUGAUAGGGGCUUCAAAACAGCAUUAAAAACAUUGGAACAAUGAACGGAUGCAAAACGCAAAGGACUGAGCAAAUAACUUCAUGCUUUGCCUCACUGCUAUCUACUGUAAUCACUGCUUGAUUACAGUAAAAUGCUUUUUUAGACCUGAUUAUAUACACAGGUCCAGCCCAAAGGAACUGGACUAAUUCUACAUAAGUGUUAAUUGACUGUUACUUCCUCACUCAGAAGGACAAAGUACAGGUAGAAAAGCUGACCUCUAGAGACAAGGCUCCAGCCAUGCCUUAUGAGCAAAGAGAUGGAGAACAGAGUUUCCAGCCAAGAAAAAGCACUGUGACCAAAAGAGAAGUGAAGAAGUACUGCUGAUGGAGCGUUCUGAGACAGUAAAGAAUGAAGGAGAAUAAAAUGGCCAUUAAUUGGAUAACG
Molecule: messenger RNA, 5725 nt
Organism: Meleagris gallopavo (turkey)
Lineage: Eukaryota; Metazoa; Chordata; Aves; Galliformes; Phasianidae
Source: RefSeq, a predicted model, not a curated record